Molecule: messenger RNA, 720 nt
Organism: Morus notabilis
Lineage: Eukaryota; Viridiplantae; Streptophyta; Magnoliopsida; Rosales; Moraceae
Product: protein MIZU-KUSSEI 1
Exons: 1
Coding region: 1-720 (239 amino acids)
Biological process (GO): hydrotropism
Source: RefSeq, a predicted model, not a curated record
AUGGCGGUCCAACAACCACCGCCGGCGGCUGUCCCUCCGUCACCCAACAGGCCACCCAUUUCCCUCCAGCCAUCCCAUAGAAGAGGCCCUUCCAAGUCCACCAAGCUCCUCCGCCGCUUCCGCUCCGUCUUCCGGUCCUUCCCGAUCAUCACUCCGGCAUGCAAGAUGCCCGUUCAGCUCCACGGGAGCCGCCAGGGGGACGGACACGUCCACGGCGGCACUCGAAUGACCGGAACCCUAUUCGGAUACCGGAAGACCAGAGUUAACCUAGCCAUCCAAGAAAACCCUAGGUGUCUCCCCAUUCUUCUUUUGGAGCUGGCCAUCCCCACCGGAAAGUUGCUCCAAGACAUGGGGACCGGGCUCGUCAGGAUCGCUCUCGAGUGUGAAAAGAACCCGUCGGAGAAGACGAAGAUCAUUGAGGAGCCGAUAUGGACGCUCUACUGCAACGGCAGGAAGUCAGGGUACGCCGUGAGGCGGGAGCCGACGGACGACGACCUCGGCGUCAUGCAGCUUCUUCAUGCAGUGUCUAUGGGGGCCGGCGUGCUGCCAAGCGACUCGAUGGCGGUGGCGGCGGAGCAGGCGGCGAUGGACGGGGAGCUGGCGUACUUGAGAGCACAUUUUGAGAGAGUUGUAGGGUCAAAGGACUCGGAGACUUACCACAUGAUGAGUCCGGAGGCUAACAAUGGCACUGAGCUCAGCAUAUUCUUCGUAAGGAUCUAA